Vombatus ursinus (common wombat) is the source of this 620-nucleotide messenger RNA. RefSeq names its product ninjurin 2 (gene NINJ2). Gene Ontology annotation, biological process: cell adhesion; tissue regeneration. Lineage: Eukaryota; Metazoa; Chordata; Mammalia; Diprotodontia; Vombatidae. Bases 16 to 330 code for a protein of 104 amino acids. The transcript has 3 exons. Gene Ontology annotation, cellular component: membrane. The record is from RefSeq and is a predicted model, not a curated record.
AGUGUUUCGGAGAGCAUGUUGGACGUGGCUCUCUUCAUGUCCAAUGCCACUCGUCUGAAGGCUGUUCUGGAGCAGGAACCAUCCUCCCCCUACUACAUAGUCCUGGUCACCCUCCUCAGCAUCUCUCUCCUCUUGCAGGUGGUCAUUGGGAUCCUCCUCAUCAUAACUGCCCGAAUGAAUUUGAAUGAGGCAUCAAAACAACAGCGGCUAAACCAGCUCAACGACACAACCAUGGUCAUGGUCUUCAUAACUGUCAUCAUCAACAUUUUCAUCACGGCCUUUGGAGUGCAGAAGAUAGGGCAACCCUGGCCCACACCCAGACCCUACUGAAUCUAGCUGGGGCCUAGGUGAGGGCCCUGGAGCUCUUUCUACUUCCCUUCUCUUUGACUUCUGCCAGCUCUGAGGACCUCUGCCCAGCUCAUUGGGCCUUCUUGAUAGCACCUGGGAAGGCUCCCAACAUGGAAGUGUUCAUCUCCAAUACAAGCUCAAAUACUAAAGUAUUUGGUUCUGUUGGUCAACAUGACAUCUGUAUUGGUAGCUGUGGAUGCCUUGUGCCCAGGGUGGGGACACUAAACCCCCAGCUGCCACAAGGUGCAUGAGUCUGGAGUUACUGCCUCCAG